Molecule: messenger RNA, 3366 nt
Organism: Chaetura pelagica (chimney swift)
Lineage: Eukaryota; Metazoa; Chordata; Aves; Apodiformes; Apodidae
Product: complement receptor type 1-like
Exons: 21
Coding region: 1-3366 (1121 amino acids)
Biological process (GO): negative regulation of complement activation, classical pathway
Source: RefSeq, a predicted model, not a curated record
AUGAUCAUUAUUGCCUCCCGAUGCCCGUUCCCCUACGUCCGGCAUGGGAAACGCGUGUCCUCCGCCCGCUACUUGUACAAGCCCGGGGACACCGUGAGCUUCGCGUGCAGAGCCGGGUACACCCUGCGGGGCUCCCGCACCAGCACCUGCCGCGCCGGCUUCCGAUGGAGCCCCCCCCUGCCGGUGUGCGGGAAGGAGGUGACAUGUCCUCAGCCACCAAACAUUGCCAACGGGCUGCACAGCGCGCAGAACUUGGAGAAGUUUUCCCCAGGACUGACCGUGUACUACAGCUGCAAGGAGGGCUACCAGCUGGUUGGGAACACAUCUGUCAACUGCACAGAGAGCGGGGUGUGGAGCCGGCCCCGGCCCCGCUGUGAAGCAAUUGGCUGUGAGAUGCCUGAGGUGCAGAAUGGGAAAGUCCAUGGGCUGCAAAGCACCUACAGAGCUGGAGAGACUCUUCACUUUGCCUGUGAUGAAGGUUACGCUGCAGAGGACACGUAUGAGACUCGGUGCCAGCCCGGGGGGACCUGGGAUCCUCCAGAGCUCAUCUGUGUGAAGGUCCAGCCCUGUCCCAUGCCUCCAGAGAUCACCAAUGGAAAUCACAACGGGCAGGGCAGAGCAUUUUUUACCACGGGAAUGUCUGUCACCUACACCUGUGACCCUGGCUACUACCUGGUUGGAAAAGCUGCCGUGUUUUGCAGAGCAUCAGGGAACUGGAGCCGGCCUGGCCCUCGCUGUGAAGCCCGGCCAUGCCCCAUGCCUCCGGGGGUCCAGCAUGGAAGUUACAACGGGCAGGGCAGAGCAUUUUUUACCACGGGAAUGUCUGUCACCUACACCUGUGACCCUGGCUACUACCUGGUUGGAAAAGCUGCCGUGUUUUGCAGAGCAUCAGGGAACUGGAGCCGGCCUGGCCCUCGCUGUGAAGGUGGUUGUGGUGCUCCUACAAGGCUUCCCUUUGCUGAGCUAAACGAGCAGCAUAAAAAUGAGCUUGAUUUUUCUGUUGGGAAGACUGUGCAAUACACUUGCCGACCUGGAUAUGCUAAACAGCCAGGAAUGUCACCUACUAUUACAUGCCUUGAGAGCGGAGUGUGGUCAGAAGCACUAGAGUUCUGUAAAAGAAAAAAAUGCAGUCAUCCUGGUGAACCUGUGAAUGGGAAAAUUAGUUUCCUAACAGAUCUCCUGUUUGGGUCAACAGUGCUCUACAGCUGUGAAGAGGGGCACAGGUUAAUUGGAAAAUCCAGCAGACGAUGUGAGGUUUCUGGUGGACGUGUUGCGUGGAGUGGUGAUGUUCCCACUUGUCAGCGCAUCCCUUGUGAGCCACCUCCGGACAUUCCCAACGGGAAGCACACGGGCAGCCUGCUGGAGGAAUUCCACUAUGGCACAUCUGUAACAUACACCUGCAACCCUGGGUACCCGCUCCAGGGAGAACCCUCCAUCCACUGCACAACCCGGGAUGGGAAAAACGGGGUGUGGAGCAGCCCCCCCCCCCACUGCGGAGCUGGCUGCAGUGCCCCUCCCAGACUGGCGUUUGCUGAGCUGAAGGAGCUGCACAGCAACCAGGGAGUCUUUCCCGUGGGGAGGACGGUGGGAUACGUGUGCCGGGCUGGGUACACCCAGCAGCCGGGAAUGCUGCCGGCCAUCACCUGCCUCAGGAAUCAGACGUGGUCUGUGGCUCUGGAGUUCUGUAAAAGGAAGCAAUGUCCUAACCCAGGGGAUCCAGAGAAUGGCAGAGCUGUUGUCCUGACAGACCUCCUCUUUGAGUCCAAAGUUAAUUACACUUGUGACACAGGGUACAAGCUGGUUGGAUUGUCCCAGAGAACAUGCGAGGUCUCUGGCACACGUGUCUUGUGGAGUGGGGAUGCUCCUGUCUGCCAGCCUGUCACCUGUGGCCCACCUCCAGACAUCCUCCACGGGACACACAGCGGGGGCUCGAGGGACACCUUCUCCUACGGGGACGUGGUCACCUACAGCUGCACCUCUGGCCGCUCUCUGGCUGGAGAUGCCUCCCUGGUGUGCGCGGCGGGGCCCGGGCAGCGGGGCGCGUGGAGCGGGGCCGCACCGCGCUGUGCAGAGGUGAAGUGUCCCCCCCCUCCAGGCAUUGCCAACGGGAAGCACAGUGGCCAGCCCUCAGACACCCACCUCCCAGGCUCGGCUGUGCAGUACAGCUGCAGGGAUGGGUAUUCCCUGGUCGGAAACGCCUCCAUCCGCUGCACCCCGGAGGGAACCUGGAGCCGGCCCCGGCCCCGAUGCGAAGCAAGCGGCUGUGAAAGACCAGAGAUCAAGAAUGGGAAAACAACUGGGACAAAGACCCUGUACAGACUGGGGGACAUUGUUGUCUUUGAGUGUGAUUUUGGUUACGCCUUGAAGGGCUCUCAAGAAUCUUGGUGCCAGUUUGGGGGCAGGUGGGACCCUCCUGCCCCAACCUGUGAAAAGAUGCUGCAGUGUCCUUCCCCUCCAAAUAUCAAAAAUGGGCAGCAUGACAGCAAGGAUGUGAAAGUGUUUGUCCCUGGAAUAUCAGUGAAGUACUACUGUGACCCAGGGUACGUCCUCACUGGGAAAACAACAGUUUCUUGUUUGGCGUCUGGAACCUGGAGCAUCCCUUACCCCCGGUGUGAUGUGAUCACCUGCACAAGCCCCAACAUCCAGGGCGGAGAAGUGGCUGGAGGACAGAGCACUGUGUACCAUCCUGGAGCCAAUGUCACCUUCCAGUGCCACCUGGGCUACGUGCUGAGGGGCAGCCACGAGGCCAAGUGCCAGCCCGAUGGCCGCUGGGCACCUCCUGUCCCCACCUGUGAGCCAGUGAUCAACUGCACAAGCCCCGACAUCCAGAAUGGAGAUGUGGCUGAAGGACAGAGUUCUGUGUACCAACCUGGGGCCAAUGUCACCUUUCGUUGUCACCCAGGCUACGUGCUGCAGGGCAGUGGUGAGGCUGAGUGCCAGCCCGAUGGCCGCUGGGUCCCUGCUGUCCCCACCUGCAAGCCAGAGCUGCAGUGUCCUUCACCACCAAAUAUUGACAAAGGAAGUCACAACAGCCAGGACUUGGAAGUUUUUACUACUGGGAUGGUUGUAAAUUAUAGCUGUGACCCUGGAUACAGCCUCUUGGGAGAGGCAUCGAUUUACUGCACUGACUCUGGAAACUGGAGCCUCCCUUUUCCUCAGUGUGCAGGUGGCUGUGGUGCCCCUCCAAGCUUGACCUUUGCUGAGCUAGCUGAGGAAUACAAAAAUCGGACAGAGUUUCCAGUCGGGGACACCGUGCGGUACAGCUGCCAGCCGGGAUACAUGAGACACCCUGGAGCAGCCUCCACUCUGACAUGCCUCAAAAACCACACGUGGUCCGAAGCGCUAGAGUUCUGCAAAAGUGAAUAG